UGUAUAACUAAUAAAAGAUGUUUUACAUGCUCUUUAAAGUCAUUGGUACAAUCUUGAUUCCACCUUUAAUAUGGGUUGUAUGGAUUUAUAUCAAACAUCUUGUUGACUGCUUGUCCUAUCCUCAAGGACCAUUUCCUCUUCCAUUUAUGGGAAAUGUUCAUUUAAUAAGAAAUAGGGAGUCUUAUAAAGUGUUUUCUGAAUUUCAGAAGUUUUAUGGCAGCGUUUUUGGAUUUAGCAUUGGCUCAACCAGAUAUGUGGUUGUAAAUAACUUAGAAGGAGUUCAAGAGGUUUUGAUCAAAAAAGGUUCACAGUUUGCUGGCCGCCCAAGACGAGCAACUUGGAGUAGAGCUUUAAAUGGACUUGUUGCUUGUGAUCCUGGUCCGCGUUUUAAAGUUUUACGAAAACUAGCAUCAUCAUCUUUAAAAAUUUAUGCAGAAGGAUUGGUUGGAAUGGAAAAAAAAGCUGCAGAUGAAUACAGUCACUUGAAUAAAAAGCUUCAAACUAUGAAUGGAAAACCAGUUUCUUUGCAAAAUAUGAUAGAGUUAGGUACCCUCAACAUCAUUUGUACUAUUUUGUUCAAUCAUCGAUAUGAAGAAGAUGAUAAAGAAUUUCAGGAUAUCAUCAAAUACUCAAAUCUGACUGUUAAAAUUUUUGGUGGAACAAGCAUUUUAUCUUCUAUUCCAUGGCUGCGUUUUUUACCAUCAGCUUCUUCAAGAAGCAUAUAUGAGAUAGUAAGAAUACGUGAUCCACUUUUGAAAAAAAAGCUACAAGAGCACAAGAGCUCGUUUGAUGAGAAUAACUUACGUGAUGUGACUGAUGCAUUAAUUAAGGUUUCUUUGGAUUCAGAUAUUGCAAAAGGUUCCGAAGAAAAAAUUUCUGACGAAAACAUAGAGUUUCUUUUAAACGAUUUCAUAAUUGCCGGAUCAGAAACUUCAUCAAAAGAUAAACUUUAUAACGAAAUUAUAAAAGUUACAUCAGGUAAGCGUUACCCAUGUUUAAACGAUCGCCCCUUGCUUCAUUUAAUGCAAGCCACAAUUCAUGAAACACUUCGAUUGUCAUCAGUAGGUCCUCUUGCUAUAGUUCAUAAAGCGAUGGAAAACAGUUCCAUAUGUGGAAAACCAGUUCCCAAAGGAGCUUUUAUACUAACAAAUUUAUGGAGUAUACAUCAUGAUGAAAGUUAUUGGAAAAAUCCAAUGUGUUUUUAUCCAGAACGUUGGUUAGAAAAAUCUGGUGAGUUUAAUUCUAAGUUAGGGUAUGCAUUUUUGCCGUUUUCAGGCGGACCUCGUAGCUGUUUAGGAGAAGCACUUGCAAGAACAGAGUUGUUUGUCUUUUUUUCACGAUUAGUAACAGAUUAUCGGUUUGAAAAACCAAAUGGUGAGGAGUUACCGCGUUUGAAUGGUCGUUUUGGUCUCACUUGCUCUCCUUUUGACUUAAAAUCGGUGGUUGUUCCAAGAUGUUAAUUGAUUUUAUAGUUUUUUAGUCUUAAUAUUGAUAAUAAUUAUUUUUUGGUCAAAGA
This is a messenger RNA of Hydra vulgaris (swiftwater hydra), 1516 nucleotides long. Its product is annotated as steroid 17-alpha-hydroxylase/17,20 lyase. Gene Ontology annotation, biological process: hormone biosynthetic process; progesterone metabolic process. Gene Ontology annotation, molecular function: steroid 17-alpha-monooxygenase activity; heme binding; iron ion binding. NCBI's taxonomy places the organism in Eukaryota, Metazoa, Cnidaria, Hydrozoa, Anthoathecata, Hydridae. The record is from RefSeq and is a predicted model, not a curated record.